Ruditapes philippinarum (Manila clam) is the source of this 1038-nucleotide messenger RNA. RefSeq names its product remodeling and spacing factor 1-like. Lineage: Eukaryota; Metazoa; Mollusca; Bivalvia; Venerida; Veneridae. The record is from RefSeq and is a predicted model, not a curated record.
GUAUUACUAUGCGAUGAAUGUAAGGAUGGUUAUCAUAUGUCAUGUCUAUUACCACCACUAUUUCUUGUUCCAUUAGAAGACUGGUUUUGUCCACAGUGUGAACAUGGUAUGUUGAUAGAAAGUCUUAAAGAAAAAUUGAAAGUUGUGAGAAGAGCUGAGAGGUCUAACAAGAACAGGAGAGCUGCUGAUAGAAUAUCACAGAAAACAUUCAGCAUUGAUACAGAGAAUAUUGUAGAAAUUGAGAGGCGAUCUUGUCGUCAGAGGAAAGAUGUAAGCUAUAGUGAUGCCAGCUAUGACAAGAAAUUCAAAGAGGUUUUUAAAGAAAUCAAUAUGACAGAAAAGAAAACUAGUGCAUACAGUUCUGAAUCAGAUACAGAUUUAUCAGCAAAGGGAACGGAAGGUAAAGCAAAGAAAAAACAAAGUGACAAGAAGAAAAGACACAGUGACAGAAUGGGCAAAUCUAGACAAUUGAAGAAAUCCAAAUUGUCAGGACAAAGUAAAACAAAGAGAAGAAAAUUGACUAGUUUAGAGGAUGAAAGUGAAGAAAGUGGCAGUGAUUAUGUAGAUGCAGAUGAUAGUGGAAGUUCAGACAAUGCAGAUGAACCUGUAGAUAAAUCAGAGGAUCAGCCAGUAAAUGAAAUAGCCUUUACAUCAUCAGGACGUCAAAUUAAAAAUGUCUGCUAUAAGAUCACAUGAUCUGAUUUAUUAAACAUUUUAGUGCUAUUAAGUAUUUAAUGUUAUUGAUAUAAUAUGUAGUAUAAGUUACUAUUCAAGUUGACUGACAGUACCUCAUCUUAAUUGAAUCAAAUGCUGAGUAAACCAUUAGUAAAUAGACUACAAUACAUUGUUAUAAACUUUACUUUAUAUAGAAGUGUUUUAUUUUUCUUUUGACCUUUACCUAGAAAUUUAUUGCUGGAUCACAAUUGCAUUACUGGAUUACUCUAUUAUAUUUAAUUAUAUUGUUGUCUAAAAGCAAGGGUAAAGGAAGACGCAAUUUUGAAUAAACUUUCAUGGCAAAAUGGAAUGAUUAUAACUAAG